CCAACUCCUCCGACACACACAGGGGAGCAGCUUUAACAAGACGUCUGUAAAAUAUGGAGUCUUUUCAGUGAAGGGACGGACUAAAAACACGCUGGAUACUUUCCUUGACACUCUUUCCCUCUGGACACUUGGACACUCCUUAAUUUUUGUUCGCUCGAUGUGGACCGAGUUCAGCAGGGAUCCCAGCAGACAGUCCCUGGUGGUUUGUGUAUAGGAAAUGGCAACUGCUCUCAGUGGCCGAAACCCUGGAGGACGAGGACCGAACAGAAGUAAAGGUCGGAUUUUAGGCAUCAUCGAUGCGAUCCAAGAUGCAGUGGGGCCGCCGAAACAAGCAGCUGCCGACCGGCGGACUGUGGAGAAAACCUGGAAGCUCAUGGAUAAAGUUGUCCGCCUCUGCCAAAAUCCCAGACUCCAGCUGAAAAACAGUCCACCAUACAUCCUGGAUAUCUUACCUGAUGCCUACCAGCACCUGCGGCUCACACUGGGAAAAUAUGAGGAGAACCAGAGACUCACACAGCUCAGUGAGAACGAGUACUUUAAAAUCUACAUCGAUAGCCUUAUGAGGAAAUCCAAACGGGCCAUCCGGCUAUUUAAGGAGGGGAAGGAGAGGAUGUAUGAGGAACAGUCACAGGACAGGAGGAACCUGACCAAGCUGUCUCUGAUCUUCAGCCACAUGCUGGCUGAAAUCAAAGCCAUCUUCCCGGGAGGACAGUUCCAGGGGGACACUUUCAGGAUCACCAAAGCUGAUGCCGCUGACUUCUGGAGAAAAUUUUUUGGAGAAAAGACAAUAGUGCCAUGGAAAGUCUUCCGACAGUGCCUUCACGAAGUGCAUCCCAUCAGCUCCGGCCUGGAGGCCAUGGCCCUCAAAUCCACCAUCGACCUCACCUGCAACGACUACAUCUCUGUGUUUGAGUUUGACAUCUUCACGCGCCUCUUUCAGCCAUGGGGAUCAAUUCUGAGGAACUGGAAUUUCCUGGCAGUGACACACCCUGGCUACAUGGCCUUCCUCACCUAUGAUGAAGUCAAAGCCAGACUACACAAGUACAUCAACAAACCUGGCAGUUACAUCUUCAGGCUGAGCUGUACGCGGCUGGGCCAGUGGGCCAUCGGCUAUGUGACCAACGAUGGCAACAUCCUGCAGACCAUCCCCCACAACAAACCGCUGUUCCAGGCCCUCAUCGAUGGUUACAGGGAGGGCUUGUACCUACUUGUCCCUGAUGGUCGCAGCUACAACCCUGACCUCACUGGUUUAUGUGAGCCGACGCCUCAUGAUCACAUCAAAGUGACACAAGAGCAGUAUGAGCUGUACUGUGAAAUGGGCUCCACCUUCCAACUCUGUAAGAUCUGCGCUGAGAACGACAAAGACGUCAAGAUCGAACCUUGCGGUCACCUCAUGUGCACUUCCUGUCUCACGGCCUGGCAGGAAUCAGACGGUCAGGGUUGUCCGUUCUGUCGCUGUGAGAUCAAAGGCACAGAGCCCAUUAUCGUUGAUCCCUUUGACCCAAGGAACGAGGGAACCAAGUGCUUUUUCCUGGACCAGCACAGCUGCCCCAUGCUGGAGCUGGAUGAUGACGAGGACAGAGAGGACUGCCUGGUUAUGAACGGACUGGCUAACAUCAGGAAGCAAUGUGCAGAGCGUCAGAACUCGCCCAUGGUGUCUCCCAGCUCUUCGCCUGUCAGCCAACACAGAAAAGUCCAGGGAGGAGACACCGGCCACUGCGUCCAGCACCUCAGCCUACCCCCUGUCCCGCCACGACUGGACCUCAUCCAGAAGGGCGCCAUCCGGUCCCCGUCUGCCAGUCCCACUGGCUCCCCGAAGUCCUCCCCAGGCGUGUCCAGGAAACAGGACAAGCCUCUCCCAGCCCCGCCUCCUCCCCAGAGGGACCCACCUCCACCGCCUCCCCCUGAGCGUCCCCCUCCCCUCCCCCCCGAGUCUCGUCACUCUUGGCUCCCAGGGUCCUCCUCCUUAUCGUCGUCCAUCUCUUCCUCUACUGGCGCACUGUCAGACUCCCAUAUUCCCCCCGAGACACGCUGUCCUAAAGACAGAGACGCCCACAGGACUGGAUUGGAGCACCCGCUCCAGCUGGAACCUACAUGCCCCUCCCACCUGAACGGAAGGCCGCUCAGUUGUCCGUCUGCUGGAUUUGGGAGGUUUCAUCACAGGAUGGAGGGAGCGGGAACCUCUGAGAGCUCCAAGCCUUUCUCUAACGGUGUGCAAGUCAGCGAGGAGUAUGACAUCCUUCCUUCACGGCACUCGCCAACACAGUCCACGCUUACCUGUAGCCAUAAACCCUCCAACCCUUUCAGCAGUCCCGUGAUAGAACGACAGCGGGGAGCGAUGGAGAGAGCAGAGGACGACUAUCAGGUCCCGUCGUCCAACCUGUGCCUGAGCCAGGCUCCCAUCUGCAUCGCUGUCCCCGGCAGGCACUUGGAGAACGGCUCGCCAGAGCCCUCCAUCGAUGAGAAGAAGUCCCAGCCCCCUGAGCCUGGUGGACACUCUGAGUCGGUCAGGGGCUUGGUCCCGCGGGUGCCACAUACAGCCCCCUGCUCCUUCAUCGCCAACAAGAUCCCCUCAGACUACGACAUUCUGCUGCCCCCACAAGCAUUGGAGGACCCAUUCAACAGCCGCCCUCCGUCCCAGCCUCCCCCUCCACCGGCACGACACAGUUUCAUCGACCUCUCCUCCUCCUCUUCCUACUCUCCGUCCUCAUUCUGCAACUCCUCCACGUCCUCCUCCUCUGUCGUCGCGCGACCACACAGGCCCUCCUCUGGGCACGAGCACUUAUUGUUGACCCCCGACACGGUGUUUGACAUGCUGAACAGUGCUGCUCCUCUGCCUCCAGUCAGACGACACACAGAACAUGUGAAGGGCUCCAGAGGCUGCCUGGAGUACGACCAUUUACCAACCAGUCAAGUAUCGAUGGACUGUUUGCAGGCUCCUGCCAGGCCACCCAAGCCACUGCCCAGGAAGAUCCCUCCGGACAUUCAGCCGGGCAAACCCCACAGUCUGGAGUCGGAGAACGUGGACGCCAAAAUCGCCAAGCUGAUGGGGGAGGGUUACUCCUUCGAGGACGUGAAGCGGGCGCUGAUGAUCGCCCAGUACAAAGUGGACGUGGCCCGAAACAUUCUGCGAGAGUUUGCCUUAGUGGCCCCGAGGCUGAACCUCUAGUCCUAGAGACAGCGACAGGGGAGCAAAUGGAGCUGUGGAGCUGUGCCUCUGAAUGGACUCACUAAAAGGGCUUCUUCAUUCUGCUCGGCCUGGGACUGUUGGAUCUACAGAAAUCAACAGAAAUAUUUCAAGAGCCGUUUGUUGCCGAACAGAGACGACAAUGCACAACAAAGUGGCUACAACCAAAUCACAGUAGAACACAGAGAAUUAAAAAAAGGCGAGAUCUGUGAAUGAUUUAAACCUGUGAAAAAAAGAGAAUACAGCUUGGUGUUGUUUACAGUGAGCUUUGCCGGUGCUGGCCUCUGGUUUCCAAACGCUCCUGUUUGUCUCCAGGCGCAGACUUUAUACGCCUGAUUCGAUCCUGCUACUGCUGCUACUGUUCCUUCCACAUCCUGCCACUCUCCUGAUUACAUUUGAAGGGCCUUUCAACAGAAAAAAGACAUCUCCAGCUCUUUUUAGCUUAACCCUUUGAAAUCACCUUUUUUGUGUGCUGCAUUUG
Messenger RNA from Plectropomus leopardus (leopard coralgrouper), 3668 nucleotides. The record is from RefSeq and is a predicted model, not a curated record. Lineage: Eukaryota; Metazoa; Chordata; Actinopteri; Perciformes; Serranidae.